Amphimedon queenslandica is the source of this 2323-nucleotide messenger RNA. Its product is annotated as acylamino-acid-releasing enzyme-like. Gene Ontology annotation, molecular function: serine-type endopeptidase activity. The coding region runs from base 12 to 2159 and encodes 715 amino acids. NCBI's taxonomy places the organism in Eukaryota, Metazoa, Porifera, Demospongiae, Haplosclerida, Niphatidae. The transcript is spliced from 20 exons. The record is from RefSeq and is a predicted model, not a curated record. Gene Ontology annotation, biological process: proteolysis.
GUGGAUUCGUGAUGGCUGCUGUCCAAGAGAAAGCCAGUCAGCUAUACAGAGAGAUUGCACAGAUACCAGUUGCUACUGAAGGUCGUAUAUUCCGCUCAGGGAACGGGCUGUACGAGGUUGAAGUAAAAUGGAGUCAAAAAGAUCUUGAAAGAGGAAAUAAAGUUACUUUUGCCAAGUCCUACCUGGUCGGCAGAGACCCUGGCUCGAAGAAACUCUCUGUACUCAGUAGCAACAGCUUCCAACGUGAUGCUGCAUCAGUUUCGCUGGAAUGUUAUUCCACUUGCGGGAAGUUCAGAGCUGUACUCAUGAAAGGAAAGUCGUCAAAGAUGGAGUCUGGAGCUGAACCACAGCAGUUUAUAGAAAUCUGGGACUCAAGUAAUUUGAUAAAAAGUUUUAAUGUCAAGGAGCAGUUUGGAAAGAAACAUGGCAAAAUUAAUGAUGAUGAUCAAUUCUCAAGCUUCCAGUUGUCCUUUGAUGGCUCAAAACUGCUCUAUGUCGCUGAGAAGAAGGUCCCAGACAGCAUUCCUUACUUCAAGAAGAAGAACAAUGGAGAUGAAGACAAAGGAUCUGAACCUAAAGAAAUGGGCACCGAAUAUGUAUACCGCCAGAGCUGGGGAGAGCAGUUGACGACAGUCAUUAAUCCUAUCAUUGUUGUAUUGGAUAUUAAGACUGAGGAAUGCACUGUUAUUGAUUCUCCUUCUAAUUACUCGUGUGGGCGGGCUAGAUGGGUACCUGACUCCACUAAAGAGCUGGUUUAUGUUGGCUAUGAUAACGAGCCACUUAAACUUGGUUUUGUCUACUGCUUCAAUAGAAAGUCAACUCUCUUUUGUGCCAAUGUUGAUACUAAUGUGUCAACUCCAUUAACUGAUGGUACAAAAUAUAUAUUUGGCUUGAGGUUCAAUGGAGAACCUCUUUAUUUAUUAUUUAUUGAGAAUGAUGCCGACCUUCCUUAUCCUCACAUGUCUUGUGCUCGAGUACGAAUGGUUGACUGGAAGACAAAGAAGAUUGAGACACUUGUUGAUUUAGUUGAUAAGUCAACCAAUGAAGGAUUCACUGGUGUAUAUGCAUACAGUCUCCCUGAUCGUUGCUGGGGGGAUAAUGACAAGAUGUAUUUUCAUGAUUGUCAGAAAUCAUACAGAGAGAUCAUGCGUCUAGAUGUUAACACGAAAUCAAUAUCAUGUAUCACGUCUGAUACUGAGAAAGGAGCUUAUGCUGUCUUUGAUGUAUUUGAUGGUCUGUUGCUAGGACGAUAUGCUAACCCAGCCCAACCAAUGAAAAUAUUCAUAGCUGAGCUACCUUCCAGCAGUGAUGGCUUUAAAGAUAUUGAUUUUUGUGAAAUUGCAACCACUACUGUAUCCAUUUCUGACAACAUUAAAUGGGAGGUUUUACCAUUAAAGAGAGAAGACUCAAGUGGUUAUCCGUAUGAGGCUCUCUUUGUAUCUCCUCGUGUUGUUGAAUCCCUUCCUCCACUGAUAGUGCUUCCUCAUGGUGGACCACACACUUCUAGCAUUGCUGAUUUUUUUGUAUGGACCACUUGCCUUGUUGGACUUGGAUAUUCUAUUGUGUUUGUUAAUUAUAAUGGAUCUAUUGGCUAUGGACAAGAUUUUAUCAAGUCGUUGUUGGGCAAUGUAGGAACACUUGAUGUGAAUGAUGUGCAGUUUGCUGCUGAGUCACUGGUAAAGAGAGGUAGUGUUGAUGCUAGUCGUGUAUUUGCUCUUGGUGGAUCUCAUGGUGGCUUUCUCUCAGUUCAUUUAGUCUCUCAGUUUCCAGACUUUUAUAAAGCUACCUUUGUCCGUAAUCCUGUCAUCAAUAUUGCUUCUAUGAGAAAUGAAACCGAUAUUAUAGACUGGACUCAUUCUGUUACUGGAUUACCCUAUGACCCUAAAGUCACACCUACUCCUGAUCAAUAUUCUAAAAUGCUUGAGAUGUCACCUAUUGUCCAUGCACAUAAGAUUAAAGGAGCUGUCACCCUAGCAGUUGGAGCAGAGGACCACAGAUGCCCUCCAUCCCAAGCUAGAGAACUCUACACUCUGUUACAUGCACAAGGAAAAGACGUCAAUAUGUUCCUGUACCCUAAGGACUGUCAUCCCUUGAUGUCAGUGGACACUGAUGCUGACUGCUACAUGCAUUGUGUACUACUGUUUAACAAGUAUUCAUAAACCAAGAGAUAUUAGGAUUAACUGUUAGGAAGAGUACAUGUACAUAAUGUUAAGAUUUGUGUGUGCGUGUGUGUGUGUGUAUUAAAUCAUUGUUGAUCUUUGAUACAUGAACCUGUUAAUUUAAUGGAGUGUAUAUAAGUUUUGAUGAUAUUUUUCAAAUUGAU